AUGUAUUUCGAAUUGUUACCGAACGAAAUUUUACUUGAUGAUUUAUUCAUUUAUUUAAAUGGUACAGAUCUUUUUCAUGGAUUUUAUGGUCUCAAUUCUCGUUUUAAUGCUCUUCUUUACAAGCAAUUUCGAUUUUAUCAUUUCGACUUUGAAUCUGUGUCAAAACGUACUUUCGAUCUGAUAUGUCAACAACAUUUACCAUUGAUUGCUAAUCGAAUCAUUGCUCUACGAAUAUCUAAUUACAAGAUCAUAGGACAAUGUGAUUUAUUUGUUUCUUAUAUAUCAUCAUUCCAUCAAAUGACUUGUUUACGAUCAUUAACAAUACACAAACUUCGUUCAUACAAAAUAUUCAUCGAACUCCUAGACAAAUGCCAUCAACUCAACAAUUUUACUUGUUUAAAUGUAAACCAUUGUCAUUUUCCAAAAGAAGAAUCCAAUUUUUCAUUGAUUAUUGAUAAGAUUUGGAGUUUACCAAAACUUACUGAUUGUCAUUUUCGCAAUAUUAUUACAAGAUCAUACUAUUUUAGGGUACCAACAAUUAUCUCCACAUCAAUUGAACAUGUAACAAUAUUUCACAGUGAACUUUCAUCGGAUAAAAUAAAUCAAUUGUUUAAUUACACACCUCGUUUAAAACGUCUAUCGAUGAUAGUUAUGAGUUUGCCCAACAAUAAUUAUAUAUCUUCUCUACAUUCAAAACUAAUUCAAUUAUAUAUGUAUUUUCUUUAUCGUAUAAACGCUUCGACAAUGCCAGAUUUCUUGAAAAGUAUGCCUAAUUUAUGUCAUUUGGAGAUCAACCUAAGACGUAAUCUAAUCGAUGGUCAUCAAUGGGAACAUAUCAUUCGUAAUUACUUACCGAUACUGAAAACAUUUCGAUUAAAAAUGAGAUGGUUUCCUCGUGACCAGAAAAUUAUACAAAAAGAAGCUGAGAAGUUAUUCGAUUCAUUUCGAAGUUCAUUUUGGAUUUAUGAAAAACAAUGGUUUGUCCGAUGUUUUAUAGGAGAACAAGUCAUUUCUCUUAACACUCUCUCUAACAGGCCUGAUGUGUACGAAACAUUUUCGGGCCUAUGUAAAUAUACAUGUUCAGAUGAUGAUUAUCGAAAAUAUUAUAAUUGCAUGACUACGAUCGAUAAUAUCACAUUUUUCAAUAACCCAAUCCCAUCUACCAUUCGUCUAUCGAAUAUUACAUACCUCUGUAUAAAACUUCCCUACAAUACUCAAUUUUGGUCAAUUGUUCCAAAUUUAAACAAACUAAAGACACUUAUUCUAUCGUCUUAUGAUGGUAAUUUGGAAUCAGAAUUGCAAGCUAUAUUAGAUCGAGCACCUUAUCUAACUACGUUGGCUAUUCAUCAAGACGCAUCAAUAUCUAUACAAAUGUCAUUAUUCAAACUUACUAAUCCAUCCAUUCGUGAACUUGAUUUAAAAAAUUAUGCUCAUUAUUUCAAUGAAAAUGAAUGUCUUCUAUUAACUCGUUCAUUAUUAGGUAUUCAAUGUGAAAUACUUUCUAUUAGAAUUAAUAAUCGUGAAGAUAUCAUUACUCUUGUCAAAAAUAUGGUCAAUCUUCGAAUAUUACGUAUUUAUCGAAGUGAAAAACGGUAUUUAGAUUCAGACCAUAUAUAUUUAAAGAGAAACAAUGAUGAGACAUUUCGUGAGAGAGACAAUAUAAACACUAAUGAACUUAUUCAAUGGUUAAAAGAUCAAUUGCCAUCAACGUGUGUGGUCGUUAAAGAUUUACAUUCUGUUCACAAUAUUUUAAUAUGGAUCUAA
Messenger RNA from Rotaria sp. Silwood2, 1764 nucleotides. The record is from the annotation of a GenBank genome assembly. NCBI's taxonomy places the organism in Eukaryota, Metazoa, Rotifera, Eurotatoria, Philodinida, Philodinidae.